GGCGGGGCCUCCGCGGAUGAAGACAACAAAGGGUCGCCGGUCUCUCUCCAGCCCGCGGCAGGCGGCUGUGGUUCCAGUCUUCCUUAUUCCACUCAGCUGAGGCUCGUCGGGCCUCCCGCCAGUCCCGCUCCAGAUGAAGUGUGAGCACUGCACACGAAAGGAAUGUAGUAAAAAAUCAAAAACUGAUGACCAGGAGAAUGUGUCCGUUGGUGCAUCAAGUCCAGCCCAGGAGAAUGAAGAGAAGGGAGAAUUCCAUAAGUUGGCAGAUGCUAAGAUUUUUCUGAGUGACUGCCUGGCAUGUGACAGCUGUGUGACUGUGGAGGAAGGAGUCCAGCUUUCCCAGCAGAGUGCCAAGGACUUCUUCCACGUCUUAAAUCUUAACAAGAAAUGUGACACCUCAAAGCAUAGAGUGCUGGUUGCGUCUGUGUGUCCUCAGUCUCUGCCUUAUUUUGCUGCUAAAUUCAACCUCAGUGUCACUGAUGCAUCCAGAAGACUCUGUGGCUUCCUCAAAAGUCUUGGGGUGCACUAUGUAUUUGACACCACAAUCGCCGCAGAUUUCAGCAUCCUGGAGAGUCAGAAGGAGUUUGUACGCCGAUAUCACCGGCACAGUGAGGAGCAGCGUGAACUGCCCAUGUUGACCUCUGCCUGUCCUGGUUGGGUCAGAUAUGCUGAGCGGGUACUGGGCCGCCCAGUUAUCCCCCAUCUCUGCACUGCCAAGUCCCCCCAGCAGAUCAUGGGCUCCUUGGUGAAGGAUUACUUUGCUAGACAGCAGAAUCUGUCUCCUGAGAAAAUCUUCCAUGUUGUUGUGGCUCCUUGCUAUGAUAAGAAGCUGGAAGCUCUUCGAGAGGGACUUUCCACUACUUUGAAUGGUGCCAGGGGCACUGACUGUGUGCUGACGUCAGGUGAAAUUGCCCAGAUAAUGGAACAAAGUGACCUCUCUGUGAAAGAUGUUGCUGUGGAUACUUUGUUUGGAAAUGUGAAGGAGGUUUCAGUAUGGCGUCAUGAUGGAGUGAGUUCAGAUGGGCAUCUGGCCCAUGUCUUCAGACAUGCAGCCAAAGAGUUGUUCGGAGAGCACAUAGAGGAGAUCAACUAUCGUGCACUAAGAAACAAAGACUUCCAUGAGGUUACCCUUGAGAAGAAUGGGGAGGUCUUACUGCGCUUUGCUGCAGCCUAUGGCUUCCGCAAUAUCCAGAACAUGAUCCUGAAGCUCAAGAAGGGCAAAUUCCCAUAUCACUUCGUGGAGGUCCUAGCAUGUCCCAGAGGAUGCUUAAAUGGCAGAGGCCAAGCACAGACAGAGGACGGCCACACAGAUCGUGCACUCCUGCAGCAGAUGGAAGGGAUCUAUUCUGGCAUCCCUGUGCGACCCCCAGAGAGCAGUGCACAUGUGGAGGAGUUGUACCAGGAGUGGCUGGAGGGUACUGAGUCCCCCAAAGUCCAGGAGGUGCUGCACACCACAUACCAGAGCUUGGAGCCCUGCACAGACAGCUUGGAUAUCAAGUGGUGACAAAGCCCAGAAGGGCAGGAGGGAGACAGCUCUGAGUGGAGAGUGGUGGUUGUUUCAAGAACAACGGGUCACUCCAGUUUUGGCAGUGCUCCGCUACAUGCA
Messenger RNA from Mesocricetus auratus (golden hamster), 1606 nucleotides. RefSeq names its product nuclear prelamin A recognition factor (gene Narf). The transcript is spliced from 11 exons. The coding region runs from base 134 to 1504 and encodes 456 amino acids. Gene Ontology annotation, cellular component: lamin filament. Gene Ontology annotation, molecular function: lamin binding. The record is from RefSeq and is a predicted model, not a curated record. NCBI's taxonomy places the organism in Eukaryota, Metazoa, Chordata, Mammalia, Rodentia, Cricetidae.